AUGGGUAGAACUCCUUGCUGCUCUGAACACUCUAGACUUAACCGUGGGGCUUGGACUGCCCAGGAGGAUUAUAUUUUGGCCCAAUACAUCAAAAUUCAUGGAGAGGGUGGAUGGAGAUCCAUUCCCAAAAAAGCAGGUCUGAAGCGAUGCGGAAAGGGUUGCAGACUCCGUUGGGUGAAUUAUCUUCGUCCUGAUGUUAAGCGGGGAAACAUUUCAGCCGAGGAGGAUGAACUCAUCAUUAGAUUGCAUGGACUCCUCGGCAACAGAUGGACUCUGAUAGCAGGACGGCUGCCGGGUCGAACGGACAAUGAGAUCAAGAAUUACUGGAACAGUCAUCUCAGCAAAAAGACCCAGCCAAGGGAAGAAACAUUUUCCAAUUCAAAAACUAAACCUAAAUCUGCAAAUCCAGCAAGUCAUCCUGAGUGGAAAUCAAUCCCCGUUAAAACAAAAGCGGUAAGAAUUGUAAACGGGCCUAAGGGAUAUGGUAGCAGUGGAAUGGGAAAUCAUGCAGAGAUGAAUUCCACUUAUAGUCCAGACAUUAUAAAGAUCUCGGAAUCGUGGUGUCAGUCAUUGGUGGAGGAGUACAUGAAAGAGGAUGACUCUAAAAGCGUUGAGUUUAAUCUUGUCGAAUCGGGAUUUCCUUCUCCCUGCUACUCUGUACAAGAUUUCUAUGGCAAUGAAUUGGAAGAAGCUGAUUCUUUUCUAGAGAGAAAUGUGCAACAAGAGAAGAAUUUUAUGGAAGAAAUGGAGAUUAAAGUUAUUAGGGAGGAAAAUUAUGGGAUACCUGAAUCGCUACAUUUGCAGAAAUUAAAGAUACAGUGGUUGAGUACGGUACUGUUGGAAUCGGAGGAAUAA
Messenger RNA from Cryptomeria japonica (Japanese cedar), 855 nucleotides. Its product is annotated as transcription factor MYB1-like. Bases 1 to 855 code for a protein of 284 amino acids. The record is from RefSeq and is a predicted model, not a curated record. The transcript has 3 exons. NCBI's taxonomy places the organism in Eukaryota, Viridiplantae, Streptophyta, Pinopsida, Cupressales, Cupressaceae.